Molecule: messenger RNA, 783 nt
Organism: Lactuca sativa (garden lettuce)
Lineage: Eukaryota; Viridiplantae; Streptophyta; Magnoliopsida; Asterales; Asteraceae
Source: RefSeq, a predicted model, not a curated record
AUGGGAGGCAGAAAAUUUACGUUCUACAGGGAGGAAGGACAUAAGUUUAGCAAAAUCGACAGAUUUCUCGUAUGCCCCAACUUCAUUAAUCAACAACCUCUCUCUACUGUCAUUGCCCUUCCCCACGAGCACUCAGACCACUCACCCUUAAUCUUAAGCAACUCCAAUGCAGACUUUGGCCCUCUUCCGUUUCGUUUCUUUAAUUCUUGGAUGAACAGACCUUCCUUUAACGAAGUCUUUGAUGUGGCAUGGCAAUCUUUUAAGGGAUUCGGCUCAGCUGACAGAUUUCUCCUUUCCAGGUUGAAACAUGUUAAAAAAGCGCUAUGUGUUUGGGGGAAUUCGGAAUAUCAAAAGGAGAAAGGUGUUAUCAAAGAGCUGAGAUUAAAUGUAGAAAGGCUGGAGAAGGCAGCAGAGUUAAGACCGCUUAGUCAGCAAGAAAGGACUCUGUGGAAGGAAGACAAAGUUAAAAUUCUUGAACUUGAAAAAAUUGCCAAUCUUGAUAUACGGCAAAAAGCCAAGGCCAAAUGGAUAUGCGAUGGGGAUGAGAACACAAAAUACUUCCAUGGAAUCAUUAAAAGCAAGUGUAGAAGAAACAGAUUGCAUGGCUUGAUGAUUGAUAAUAUAUGGGUGACUGAUCCCAAAGCUAUCAAGAUGGAAGUCCAUAAGUUCUUUGCUGAAAAAUUUCAUGAGUCUUGGUCUAACCGACCAAAAUUCAUAACUUCGCCCAACUAUCUCAAGAUCAAAAAAUGUUCUUGGAGACAUGUUUCUCACUUGAUGAAGUAA